AAUAGCUCUGGAAGAACGGGCGGCGGUAAGAGCGGCCACGCUGCCGUCGUCGUCGCCUUCCUCCUCGAUUCCUCGUCGUGCUUGCUCGCGAUCCAUUCUACAGGGAGGCGAAACCCUCUGCGCGCCAUGGGCGACCACUACGGUACGCUCGGGGUGCGGCCCGACGCUACCAAGGCCGAGGUCAAGGCCGCCUUCCGCCGCCGCGCCCUGCGCGACCACCCCGACCGCCACGCUCAAUCCGGCGACGCCGGUGCCCGAGCCGAAGCCGCGCGGCGCUUCCGCCAGGCCUCUGACGCCUACCACGUCCUCUCCGACGACCGAAGGAGGGCCGAGUACGACCUCCGUCUCCGCUCUUCCUCCUAUGUCCGCACAUCCUCCUCCACCUGGGCCUCCUCCUCGGGUUCGCACGGCUACGGCUACGGGCACAGAGAAAGUUCUUGGCGGCGGCCGCCUCCGGGAGGCGGAGGCGCAUCGGUGGGAUACGAUUGGGGCUUGUUGCUGAAGGCGAUGACGCGGCGAAGGUUCCUUCUCAAUCUCGGCUUCUCCAGUGUAUUGCUUUCUGGUGCAGCUUUUCUUGAUGGAAGUAUUCUGGAACUCUGGAACAUGAAUAACUCUGGGAAAUCAUUUGAAGAAGCAAUGGAGUCGAUUGAGAAGGUAAAAGGGGGAAAGGGGAAUAGGUAGAGAAGUAGGUAAGUUCCAUCAAAUUGUGGUACACUGGUACAUAGACAAACGAGUGUGCAUGUUGUUGUUCAGAUACUUCUGUACAGUCGGAAUAAUAUUUGUGACAAAGUGACAACUGAUUACCUGAUCAGCGUAGCUGUGGAUGAUUGUGAUGUGCAUCUAUGCCUAAGGUUCUUCCAGUGCAAAGAUUCAAACAAGUUGUCUUUUAA
This is a messenger RNA of Aegilops tauschii subsp. strangulata, 890 nucleotides long. Its product is annotated as chaperone protein dnaJ 72. NCBI's taxonomy places the organism in Eukaryota, Viridiplantae, Streptophyta, Magnoliopsida, Poales, Poaceae. The record is from RefSeq and is a predicted model, not a curated record.